GGAGUUCUCGCGAGAACUGGCAGGCGGCGCGCGGCUCCGGGCAGCUGCCCUUCCCAGGCCGGCGUCGGCAGCGCUGUGCGCAGGCGCGGCCGGCGGGUUUCCCCGGGCUACAGCCGGCGCCGCUGCCCGCUCGUUAGCCGCCUUGCGCCAUGGCGGGCUGCGCGGCGCGGGCUCCGCCGGGCUCCGAGGCGCGUCUCAGCCUCGCCACCUUCCUGCUAGGCGCCUCGGUGCUCGCGCUGCCGCUACUUACGCGCGCCGGCCUGCAGGGCCGCACCGGGCUGGCGCUCUACGUGGCGGGGCUCAACGCGCUGCUGCUGCUGCUCUAUCGGCCGCCGCGCUACCAGAUCGCCAUCCGAGCUUGUUUUCUGGGCUUUGUGUUCGGCUGCGGUGUGCUGCUAAGUGUUAGCCAGUCGUCUUGGACUCACUUUGGCUGGUACAUGUGCUCCCUGUCAUUGUUCCAUUAUUCUGAAUACUUGGUGACAGCAGUCAAUAAUCCCAAAAGUCUGUCCUUGGAUUCCUUUCUCCUGAAUCACAGUCUGGAGUAUACAGUCGCUGCUCUUUCUUCUUGGAUAGAGUUCACACUUGAAAACAUUUUUUGGCCAGAACUCAAGCAGAUCACCUGGCUCAGCAUCAUGGGGCUGCUGAUGGUGGUCUUUGGAGAAUGUCUGAGGAAGGCGGCCAUGUUUACAGCUGGCUCCAAUUUCAACCAUGUGGUGCAGAAUGAAAAAUCAGAUACCCAUACUCUGGUGACCAGUGGAGUAUACGCCUGGUUCCGGCAUCCUUCUUACGUCGGGUGGUUUUACUGGAGUAUUGGAACUCAGGUGAUGCUGUGUAACCCCAUCUGCGGCGUUGGCUAUGCCCUGACCGUGUGGCGAUUCUUCCGUGAUCGAAUAGAAGAAGAAGAAAUCUCACUCAUUCACUUUUUUGGAGAGGAGUACCUGGAGUAUAAGAAGAGGGUGCCCACGGGCCUGCCUUUCAUAAAGGGGGUCAAGGCGGACCUGUGACGGGCAGUGACUCCGGCAACCAUGGGUCCUCCGACCCUUUGCAGCCUGGGACAAAACUGUUUCCGGUUGGCCGCUGCAACAUGGAUUUUCUUAAUCGUUUUAUAUGGCACUAGUCACUCAUCUGGAAUGUCCCUUGAGACCAAGCGGUCAGAAGGCCUGAGGAACCAAGGCCCCACUGGAGCAGCCUGUCCUUGUGCUGAAUCAAGGUGGAAUGUGGGUGAAAUACCCGUAAGAGGCAAAUCACAGCAAUACUCCACAGCGCCCUCCAGAGUGACCUGGGAGAACCGAGGCCACACGCCACUGCCCCCGAGGACAGAGUGUAAGUAAAGAAAGGAUAACUAGGACUCCCUAGGAGAGAUAGACUCUGUCCUCAGCAACACUUCCACAGCAGAAAGGGGUAGUGGGUACCCUGCUUAUCAGCAUUAAAAAUGCAUUUACAAGCUUUUAUUUAACCGAAAAACAAACCGCUUUAACCUCUUUAUUUCUGUCCCUACUGCAUGAACAUCUAGACAGUUUUAAAGAUACUUCCUCAUAAGAUGCUUUGGCCCUUCAUCUAUUUAAUCGUAGCUACAUAUCUAUUUUUAUAAGUAGCAGUACACCUUCCAAGGGGACUCAACUUUUAUCCUGCAGCAAGUAAGCCUAGAUACCUCCAUAUGAUUUGGCCGAGUGGCUUUGUGUGACCAUGGCCCCGGCCAGCUUUCCUGGGGGUCCUGGCUCCUGUUGUCAGUGACAGGCAGCUCAAAGGAGCGUCCGUUUCUCUUGAUCCAAGAAGUGCUUACCAAAUGCCUGCUCUGUGCAUGGCGUUAAACACUGGGAAGUGCUGCUCUCCAUUCAUUUGGGAUUUGAUUCUCAUUUUACCAUAGCUUAUAUUCUCAAUUUAAAUGUAAAUCUCAGAACUCUUGUUUUCUGUGUUCUGUUCUCAAAAUUACAUUGUCCCUCAUGUCAUUUCAAACUGUUUUCCCAAGGGGUUUAAGCAUAUACAACGACAAAUCCAAGCAGAUUGACUCUCAAAAAGAAUCUUCAAUAGUGCAGAUAGUCCCAGCCAAGAUUCAGUCAAUACGUUUGUUUUGCAAGUUUGGAAGAGCAGUUGGCUUUGAGUCACACAUUGAAGCUUUAAGAGGUGAGACGCUGGCUUCAUUCUGGACAAGACAGAAACUUGGCCUCAGUGUGAGAUCCUGCCACGUAGUGUUGCGGUGGCCUGAUGAAGUGUGAAUGUGAAGGCGGUGUCGGCGCGGGUCCAGAGCACCACUCUGUCGCCCCACCGCGCAGCUUGUGAGGAGCCACUAAACCUUUCCGUGCCUAGACCUCCCCAUCUGUGGAAUGGGGUCAAUACCACCUACCUCACAGGGGUGUUGUGAGGACUGAGAGUAACAAUGUCAAAUGUGUGUAGUACUCAGAUGCAGGGGUGACAUCAAUGAAAUCUGUACUGUAUAAAAGCUACACAAACAUGGGCAGACAUUUGGUUAAUUGUGCCAGAUACCUAAAAUGUAUGUUCAGAAAAGCAUUUUAUCAGCUAAGAAAUAUGAUUUAUUUCUAGAUUUCAUGGCUUAAUGAAUUUUUUCAUUGUUAUAUAUACCAAAGAGGCUUACGGGUUCAUCAAUUACUAGGGUGACACCUGCUGGUUUGAAAAUCAGACAGACUUGCCCGCUGGCCCUCAAAACGGGCGUGCGGUGGGACUCUAGCCAAGGCGGUGGCCGAGCCAUCAGUAGAAUCUCUGGAGUGAAGGAUCCCCGGUGGGACAUCACCUGGCACUCACUCUGUUUGGGAGCUUGAAUCGGUUCUAAACUUGUCCUUCAGACCAUUUGCCUAGGGCAGCAAAUUCCAUUUCCUAGAACUGCAAACUGGGAGAGGAUGGAGUUAGAUGCUGGCAGCCUGCCCCAGCUCUUUGAGGGAAAGUUCUUUCCCCUGUAUCUAAGUAGCAUGGGGCCCAGCCUCCAUUCCCAUUGGGAGCCAUGAAGUUUUCUUGUUGAUAGGUCUGGGGCAGCUGUUGGCAGCCCCUGGCCUUGUGGAUGGUAAGACUGAUAGUGUUGGCAUUUGAUACCAUCCUCCAUCUGCCAGAGGCCAGAAAGCCCACCUUCACGCCAGGCCCAUCAGCUGGAAGGAACCCAGGAGGCCGGUCUUAGGGUUUCACAGUGAAAUGCUGCCUGACACCAGGGGAAACUUGACAUUGUAGCCUGCUUUAAAGAGGAAUUCCAGGGGUGGGGAUGGUGAGAGAACAUUCCCACCCUCCUUAUAAUCCCAGGGCAGAAGUCAGCAAUUGCUUAGGGAUAAAAGAUCCCUUGAGGGCAGGAUUUGGUAAAUGAUUGACUUCUUUUUAGUUCCAUGAUCUGGAGAUUAUUUUUAGCUUUAUAAAUUCAGCAGUGGCGGGGCCUGCUGCAGAGAAUCAGGUUAAUGAGGUAAAGGCUUUUCUGAAUAUUUGCUGCCAAGUCCGCGUCACCAAGUUUCUCAUUUAAAAAGCUGUCAAGAGAUUUAUUUUUUCAUUGCAGGUUUUAAAGUGGAGAUUCUUUUUUUUUUUUUUUUUUGAGACGGAGUUUUGCUUUUGUUACCCAGGCUGGAGUGCAAUGGCACGAUCUCGGCUCACUGCAAUCUCCGCCUCCUGGGUUCAGGCAAUUCUCCUGCCUCAGCCUCCUGAGUAGCUGGGAUUACAGGCACGCGCCACCAUGCCCAGCUAAUUUUUUGUAUUUUUAGUAGAGACGGGGUUUCACCAUGUUGACCAGGAUGGUCUCGAUCUCUUGACCUCGUGAUCCACCCGCCUUGGCCUCCCAAAAUGCUGGGAUUACAGGUGUGAGCCACCGCGCCCGACCAAAGUGGAGAUUCUUAAAUGGAAAAUAGGUACUGCCCAGAACAAAGCUACUUGGAAACAGCAUAAAGUGAAGCCUUUCGUGAGGGCUUGCAGGCUGCUGCUGAGUGGCAGUUUACAGAAGUUGUGGGGUGAGCCUCUUAGCAGGACAGAAAACAAGGCAGUGGCCCACCUGCAACCCCUUGCUAGUGCGAGCUGCUCCUUAAGCCUAAAAAGUAGGCUUUACUCAUCCCUUCUGUUUAUAUACCAACCCGGGGGGUCGAUUUGACAGGGAAACGUUCCUGAACCAGGAAGUUGCAUUAACCGAUCAGGCUUAGUAAGAUCUCGGCCACAGCUGGCUGCUAGCAGUCCCCCCACGACGGACACAGCACACCACUGUCCCUUCGCUGCACUUUCUUCCUGCCUUAGGUAGUUGGGCUUGCCCACCAUAGUUUGCUUUUGUAGUGGUUUGGCAAGGUUAGAAGACCUGGACCUCUCUGUCGUGGUGGGAAGUGCUUAUUCUCUGGGCGCCUGCUGCAGAAGACAUGGCAUCUGAAUGGGUUUCGAAGACCCGGCCAUCUGCAGUAGAGGCGGUCUGUCCCGUUGCAAGGAGAGGAACUUCAUGGAGUAAUUAUUCUACUCUUCUUUUUACAGGCACAAAUGUUUAUUUAAAUAUUCUAAAUUGGAUUUUCUUUCACAGAUAAUGAUUAUUCUUUCCAGUUCUUAAAUAAAUAAAACUGCACUUGAUUUCACUC
Molecule: messenger RNA, 4538 nt
Organism: Callithrix jacchus (white-tufted-ear marmoset)
Lineage: Eukaryota; Metazoa; Chordata; Mammalia; Primates; Cebidae
Gene: ICMT
Product: isoprenylcysteine carboxyl methyltransferase
Biological process (GO): C-terminal protein methylation
Cellular component (GO): membrane; endoplasmic reticulum
Molecular function (GO): protein C-terminal S-isoprenylcysteine carboxyl O-methyltransferase activity
Source: RefSeq, a predicted model, not a curated record